AAUUUUUAAAAAAUUCUUCAAUUUUAUAUUUAUAUAUUAUGUUUUUAUUUUGGAUGGUCUCCUUAUUUUUCAUUGCAUCCGUAUCAACCUUCAGUCCAGUUCAUAAAUCAGAAGAAGAAAUUUUUAUGCCAUAUGAAGAUUCAUCGUUAAACGACUUAUAUUUAAUUACUUCAUUAAAUAAAAGACCAAAACAUUUAAUAAAUAUUUUUUCUUUACCAAACCAACAAACAAAUAAACUACAAUUAUCACCAAAACAACUUAAAUUUUUAUGUAACAAAUUUUUAAAAAAUAAUUCAAAAGAAUAUGAAAGAUUAUUAUUUUUAUCUAAAAAUAUUAAUUUAUGCAAAAAGGAAGAAAAAUUUAUGACGAAAAUAUUAGAAAAUGAAAAACGUUCAUCAUCUUCUUAUGAUUUUGUUCGUUUUGGGCGGCGUAAUUCUUUUCAAAUGGAUGGAAAACCAAACAAAAAGUCAAAUGGAAAUAAUGGAAAUACUUAUGAUUAUAUUAGAUUUGGGUGA
This is a messenger RNA of Meloidogyne enterolobii, 515 nucleotides long. NCBI's taxonomy places the organism in Eukaryota, Metazoa, Nematoda, Chromadorea, Rhabditida, Meloidogynidae. The record is from the annotation of a GenBank genome assembly.